Phasianus colchicus (ring-necked pheasant) is the source of this 2287-nucleotide messenger RNA. The record is from RefSeq and is a predicted model, not a curated record. Lineage: Eukaryota; Metazoa; Chordata; Aves; Galliformes; Phasianidae.
CCCCUCCCCCUUAUUUCCCCCCUCCAGCUACGUGGUGCUGGACCUGAUGGAGUCCGACCUACACCAGAUCAUCCACUCCUCCCAACCCCUUUCCUUGGAGCACGUCCGCUAUUUCCUCUACCAGCUCCUCCGCGGCCUCAAAUACAUCCACUCCGCCAACGUCCUCCACCGGGACCUCAAACCCUCCAACCUCCUGGUCAACGAGAACUGCGAGCUGAAGAUCGGCGAUUUCGGCAUGGCUCGCGGCCUCGGCGCCGACCCCCGGCACAGCAAAGCCUUCCUCACCGAAUACGUGGCCACGCGUUGGUACCGAGCCCCGGAGCUGCUGCUCUCCUUACACCGUUACACCCGAGCCAUCGACAUGUGGUCGGUGGGCUGCAUUUUUGCCGAAAUGUUGGGCCGUCGGCAACUUUUCCCCGGUCGCAAUUACGUCCAUCAACUUCAACUCAUCAUGGCGGUUUUGGGGACGCCGCCGGCCGGCGUCAUGGCGGCCAUCGGUGCCGAAAGGGUUCGUGCUUAUCUACAGAGCCUCCCUCCUCGCCCGCCGGUGCCUUGGGAGAGUUUGUACGGCGACGCCGAACCGGCGGCCUUGGCUUUGUUGGGGAGGAUGCUGAGGUUCGACCCGAGGGAGCGGGUCGGCGUCGCCGAAGCGUUGCGACAUCCCUUCCUGGCUAAAUAUCACGACCCGGAGGACGAACCCGAAUGCGUCCCGGCUUUCGAUUUCGCUUUCGAGCGUCGCGUGCUCACCAAGGAGGAGAUCAAAGCCGCCAUCGUGGCCGAAAUCGAGGAUUUCCAUCAGCGUCGCGACGGCAUCCGGCGUCAGAUCGCCUUCGCCGGCGCCGGCGCCGGCAGCCAGGGCAACGUGGGCAACGUUGGGGUCAACGUGGGCAACGUUGGGGUCAACACGGCCAAUGUUGGGGUCAACGUGGCCAAUGUGGGCAACAUUGGGGUCAACACGGCCAAUAUUGGGGUCAACGCGGCCAAUGUCGGUGUCAACGUGGCCAAUAUGGCCAAUGUCGGGGUCAACGUGGCAAAUGUAGGCAAUAUUGGGGUCAACGCGGCCAAUGUUGGGGUCAACGUGGCCAAUAUGGCCAAUGUUGGGGUCAAUGUGGCCAAUGUUGGGGUUAACGUGUCCAACGUAGCCAAUGCUGGGGUCAACGUGGCCAAUAUGGCCAAUGUUGGGGUCAACGUGGCCAAUGUUGGGGUCGGCAUGGCCAAUGUUGGGGUCAACGCAACCAAUAUGGCCAACGCUGGGGUCAACACGGCCAAUGCUGGGCUGAACGUGGCCAACAUGGGGCUGAACGUGGCCAAUGUUGGCAUCAACGUGGCCAAUAUGGCCAACGCCGGCAUCAACACGGCCAACGUUGGGGUCAACGGGGCCAAUAUGGCCAACGCCGGGGUCAACACGGCCAAUAUUGGGGUCAACGUGGCCAAAAUUGGGGUCAACGCAUCCAACGCCGGCAUCACCGUGGCCAACGUGGCCAAUAGUGGCAUCACCAUGGCCAAUGCUGGCAUCACCGCAGCCAAUGUCAACACCAGGGUCAACGUGGCCAACAUUGGGGUCAAUGCGGCCAACACCGGCAUCUCAGUGGCCAACAUUGGGCUCAACGCGGCCAACGCCGGCAUCCGGAUGAUCAGCGUGGCCAACGUUGGCAUCAGUGUGGCCAAUGCAGCCAAUGCUGGCAUUAAUGUGGCCAAUAGUGGCAUCAACGUGGCCAGCAUGGCCAACGCCGGCAUCAAUAUGGCCAACAGCGGUGCCAACGUUGCCAAUAUGGCCAACGCCGGCAUCAAUAUGGCCAGUAUGGCCAACGUCAACCUCAAUAUGGCCAACGCCGGCGUCAAUAUGGCCAACGCCGGCAUCAAUAUGGCCAACGCCGGGGUCAACGUGGCCAACAUGACCAACGUCAACGUCAAUAUGGCCAACGCUGGGGUCAGUAUGGCCAACAUGACCAACGUCGGGGUCAAUAUGGCCAACGUCGGGGUCAAUAUGGCCAACGCCGGGGUCAAUAUGUCCAACCUGGCCCCCACCACCAACGCCAGGACCGAGCCAACCGUCCCCACGCCGUGGCCUUGCACCGAUGUGGAUAUGGCAAGUCCCGGCCCUACAACGGCCCCCGAUUGCCCCAUGGAAUCGCCACGGGUCAAAGAAGAACCGGAAAUCCCGGUGGUACCGAAACGGGACGGCGCCAUUUCCGAUGACACCAAAGCGGCCCUAAAAGCGGCGCUGCUGAAAUCCGCCAUGAGGAAUAAGAGCAGAGGUUUGGGGGUCUUGGGGUUUUGGGGUCGG